CACGAUUUUUGGAGCUGAAUGACUCACGAGCGAACCAAAAAGCAAAACGCGUCCACAAGCACACGGAAGCACACUCUUGCGUGCAAGCAAACAAAACGUUCCACAACAGGACAACCACCACAGCCACAGCAGGACAGCAGGACAACGACAAAACCAAGCUUGCGUCUCUGGCUUCAGUCUCGUUUGCAGACAGACGCACGUACGACUACGAUGGCCCAGCCACUGCCGCUGCCGCUUGUGCGCAGCGAGGAGCGACUCACGCUCGACGUUGGCGGUGUCGUGUAUGUGACCGCACGCACCACUCUGACUGAGGGCAGAGCGGAAGGCAGCCGUCUCGCCGCCACCUUCCAGCAGCCACCAUCCGACACCGUGUCGGACGCCAUUGAUGCGGCCACGGGAGGACACGCGUUCUUCAUCGACCGCGACGGCGACACGUUCGCCCACGUCAUGUACUGGCUGCGGACCGGAGAACUCAAGUCGGAGGCUCUUGCAGACGCGGGCGUUUUGGAGUGCAUCCACCGUGAAGCCACCUUCUUCCACCUGCUACAGCUGCUGGAGUACUUGGGCGACGAACCUGAAAGCACGGGCUCAGCAGCUGGUGGCGGCGACGCACCUGUGAAGAGGCGCAGAGCGAAGAAGAGGAAGAGUGGAAGCCAGCUCACGCAGCAGCAGUUCAUGCGCAUGUACAUGGACGCUGGUGCCCAUCCAGCAAUGGUCAACAACGUGGUCUACGACAGUCACACCAACAGGCUCAACACCCAUCUGGCCUCGCCCAACGUCAAAUGCUUCAUCAACGCCACUGGGCUGAACCUGUCCGGACUGGACCUCAGCAAUCUCGACUUGAAAGGCUGGAACCUUACCAAUGCCAACCUUGAAGGUGCUGACCUGAGUAAUGCGAACUUACAGGACACGACGCUCGCUGGUGCCGACCUAACCAAAGCUGUGCUGAAGAACGCCAACCUCACAGCAGCAAACGUGACAAAUGCCAACCUCACCGGCGUUGACCUGAGUGGGGCUACUUUACUGCAGCUCCAAUUCCAAGGUGCAAAAUUGACUGGCGCAAACCUCAGCGGGUGCGCCCUGCACGGCUUCAUCUUCAACGGUUUGGAUUUGACUGGGACAGACCUAAGUGACACCAACCUGAGCAAGGCAAACCUGAGCAAGGCAAACCUGAGCCACACAAACCUGCAACGGACAACGUUGACUGGUGCCAAGCUUGCCCGGGCGAACCUGAGUGGGUGUGACCUGCACAACCGGGACUUCAGCAACUUUGACCUCACAGGUACCAACUUCAACCAUGCUAAACUUCAGGGUGCGGUAUUCUCGGGCGCAGCACUUGCAAGUGCCAGCUUCUACUAUUCUCAGCUCCAGAACGCGACCUUCACCAACGCCAACCUCACCCACACGGACUUCCGAGGCGCCCAAGGACUCGACCGGAACGGCCCCCACUUCUCUGGCGCGAACACCACCAACACCCGUUGGCAGUAG
This is a messenger RNA of Salpingoeca rosetta, 1488 nucleotides long. RefSeq names its product pentapeptide repeat protein. Gene Ontology annotation, biological process: protein homooligomerization. NCBI's taxonomy places the organism in Eukaryota, Choanoflagellata, Craspedida, Salpingoecidae. The transcript is spliced from 4 exons. The coding region runs from base 19 to 1488 and encodes 489 amino acids. The record is from RefSeq and is a predicted model, not a curated record.